Pteronotus mesoamericanus is the source of this 1143-nucleotide messenger RNA. RefSeq names its product meteorin like, glial cell differentiation regulator (gene METRNL). Lineage: Eukaryota; Metazoa; Chordata; Mammalia; Chiroptera; Mormoopidae. The record is from RefSeq and is a predicted model, not a curated record. The transcript is spliced from 4 exons. The coding region runs from base 65 to 1000 and encodes 311 amino acids. Gene Ontology annotation, biological process: positive regulation of brown fat cell differentiation; energy homeostasis. Gene Ontology annotation, molecular function: hormone activity.
GUUCGGGUCGAGAGUCUGCUCAGUGGGCGCGCGCGCGGGGCCGGCGCCGAGCGGGAGCCAGAGCAUGCGGGGUGCGGCGCGGGCGGCCGGGGGGCGCGCGGGGUGGCUGUGGCCACGGCCCCCCUCCCCGGGCCCCGGCCCGCCGCCGCCGCCGCCGCUGGCGUUGGCCGUGCUGCUGGCCGUGCUGCUGGGCGGCGCGGGCGCGCAGUACUCGAGCGACCUGUGCAGCUGGAAGGGGAGCGGGCUGACGCACGAGGCCCACAGGAAGGAGGUGGAGCAGCUGUACCUGCGCUGCUCCGCGGGCGCGGUGGAGUGGAUGUACCCGACAGGCGCUCUUAGCGUCAACCUGCGGCCCAACACCUUCUCGCCCUCCCGACGCCUGACUCUGUGCAUCAAGCCCCUCAGGGACGCCUCCGGGGCCAAUAUUUAUUUGGAAAAAACUGGAGAGCUGAAACUGCUGUUUCGGGACGGGGACCACGAGCCCGGCCAAGUGCGCUGCUUCGGCUUCGAGCAGGGCGGCCUGUUCGUGGAAGCGACGCCCCAGCAGGACAUCAGCAGGAGGACCACGGGCUUCCUGUACGAGCUGAGCGGCCGGCGCGCCGGGUCGGACCUGCACGCGCUGUCGGCCCCGUGCCGGCCCUGCAGCGAUGCGGAGGUGCUCCUGGCCGUCUGCACCAGCGACUUCGUGGUCCGCGGCGCCAUCCGGGACGUCACCCACGCACCCGAGCGUCAGGAGUCAGCCAUCCACCUGCACGUGAGCCGGAUCUACCGGCAGAAGAGCAGGGUCUUCCGGCCAGCGCCCGGCGGCGGCUGGCGGGGGCGCAUCACCACGCUGCUGGAGUGCGGGGUGCGGCCCGGGCGCGGCGAGUUCCUCUUCACGGGACACAUGCACUUUGGGGAGGCCCGGCUCGGCUGCGCCCCGCGCCUGGAGGACUUCCAAAGGGUGUACAGGGACGCCGAGGAGAGGGGGCUGAACCCCUGCGAGAUGGGCGUGGAGUGACCGCCUCGGGGCGAGCGCCCGGCGCCCACGGAGUGUAACGCUCCUGCGCAGUCUGGCUGUGGAGCCCCGACCCAUUGAUUGGAAACGCUGUAAAAUGCAAACUAAGUUAUUAUAUUUUUUUUAAAAAAGAAACGUGCAUAGCA